Messenger RNA from Drosophila novamexicana, 308 nucleotides. Its product is annotated as translation machinery-associated protein 7 homolog. The transcript is spliced from 2 exons. The record is from RefSeq and is a predicted model, not a curated record. Lineage: Eukaryota; Metazoa; Arthropoda; Insecta; Diptera; Drosophilidae. The coding region runs from base 84 to 278 and encodes 64 amino acids.
AAAUAUCGACAUACCAAAAGUUUUUGACAUUCAGUAUAUUUUGAGCACUUGUCAACACUAAAUAGAAAAGUUGGGAAAACAAAAUGACUGGUCGUGAGGGCGGUAAAAAGAAGCCACUGAAGGCGCCCAAGAAGGAAGGCAAGGAGCUCGAUGAUGAGGAUAUGGCAUUCAAGCAAAAGCAAAAGGACCAACAAAAGGCGCUCGAAGCAGCCAAACAGCAGGCUUCCAAAAAGGGACCCCUUGUGGGUGGCGGCAUUAAGAAGUCGGGCAAAAAAUGAUCGCAACGCCUAAAUAAACAAUUAUUAUUU